GCACCGCAGACUAGCAGUCAUGUGUGACUCACAGGAAGUGCGAACCUCCUAGAGACUGACAGCAGACCCGGAGUUAGUGCUCCUUGGGAGCUCGUAUCUCACGCAUGCUUCAGAGCUGGUCAGACAUCGACCAUGUGUGACGCAGUAGUUGGCAUUAUCGGCAUGGGCGACAUGGGGAGGAUGUACGCGAGAAGGAUCAGUCAGGCUGGAUGGAGAGUACAUGCUUGCGACGUUCCCGAUAAGCUUGAGGCGCUCAGAGCCGAGUACGCGGACAAUAGUAACGUCUCCAUUCUUGACAGCGGACAUCUCGUAUCUCGUAGUUCAGAUUGGAUUAUGUAUGCUGUCGAAGCGAAGAACAUUGAUGCUGUUGUCGCCGCUUACGGUCCGUCCACCAAGAUUGGUGCCGUUGUCGGCGGACAAAUAUCGACAAAAGCACCAGAGAUUGCAGCUUUCGAGAGGCAUCUGCCGAGUGACACGGAGAUCGUAUCAUGUCAUUCGCUACAUGGGCCUGGCGUUGACCCAAAAGGCCAGCCACUUGUGAUCAUCAACCACCGCACCUCCGAAGGGUCGAAGGCGGUAGCGUUGGUCGAACGCAUACUCUCAUGCUUCAAGUCCCGGACCGUACACUUAUCAGCAGAGGCUCACGACCGCAUCACAGCGGACACGCAAGCCGUCACUCAUGCGGCCUUCCUGAGCAUGGGUGUUGCAUGGCAGGCCAACAAUCAAUUUCCCUGGGAGCUGCCCCGCUACGUUGGCGGGAUUGAAAACGUCAAAAUCAACCUAAUGAUGCGUAUAUACAGCAAUAAAUGGCACGUCUACGCCGGCUUAGCCAUCCUCAACCCGGCUGCCAAGCAACAAAUCCGACAGUAUGCCGAAUCCGUAACGGCGCUCUUCACAUUGAUGAUUGGUCGACAGCGACAGGAGCUCGUCGAGCGCGUCUAUGCCGCACGAGCCGCUGUCUUCGGCAAAGCACUCAAAGACGGCGAGGAGCUUCUGCUGCAAGAUGACCUCCUUGAGCGCUACAGUCUGCGCACGCAACCCACGCAGCGUGUCCGCAAUAAUCACCUUUCGCUUCUGGCCAUGGUGGACUGCUGGUCGCAGCUGAACAUCAACCCUUACGAUCACAUGAUUUGCUCGACGCCCUUGUUCCGUCUCUGGCUUGGAAUUACGGAGUACGUUUUCCGCAAUAAGGAUCUGCUUGACGAAUGUAUUGAGACGGCUUUGGAAGAUACAUCGUUCCGCGCAGACGACUUCGAAUUUGCGCAUGCCGCACGCGGUUGGAGUGAGUGUGUUGACUUAGGGUACAUGGACGCCUACCGGUUGCGGUUUGAGAAGAUUCAGAGGUAUUUUGAGCCGAGGUUUGAGGAGGCAAACAAAGUGGGUAAUCAAAUGAUGCAGGUCAUCGAGGAGAAUCUGAGGCAGAGAGGACAUAAGGCUGAGUAGGUCUUACGAAUUGAGUUAUGGCACGGUCAUCAUUACACAAAGUAGAUGAGAAGCCCUCAGGCAGCUAGACUAGCCCACCUGUCGAAUGCAAAUACCUAAUCAUACCAGCGCAAAAUCACGAGUCUGUAC
Molecule: messenger RNA, 1572 nt
Organism: Baudoinia panamericana UAMH 10762
Lineage: Eukaryota; Fungi; Ascomycota; Dothideomycetes; Mycosphaerellales; Teratosphaeriaceae
Exons: 3
Coding region: 133-1443 (436 amino acids)
Biological process (GO): L-tyrosine biosynthetic process
Molecular function (GO): NAD+ binding; prephenate dehydrogenase (NADP+) activity; prephenate dehydrogenase (NAD+) activity
Source: RefSeq, a predicted model, not a curated record